This is a messenger RNA of Spirodela intermedia, 5312 nucleotides long. The record is from the annotation of a GenBank genome assembly. Lineage: Eukaryota; Viridiplantae; Streptophyta; Magnoliopsida; Alismatales; Araceae.
AUGUCGUUCGAAGCCGUGGCGUCCGAGCAUGUCUGCUACAUCCACUGCAACUUCUGUAACACCAUCUUGGCGGUAUUUCCGUAACACCCUCCUCAUCCUUUCUGAUGCUAUCCUGCCUCUCCCCCUCCUCUUCCCUGUGCAAUGGAUCCUUGAGAUGACCAUCUUCCUAAAUGCCUUAGGAUAAAUUAUCUACCCCACCGACUCCAAAUUUGUUCGCUCCCUCGUAAGAACAACUCAUGGCUCGACUUUUAGGUUUCUUUCUCUUUUUUCCUGAUGGUUGACAGAUUCCUCCUCUUACAGCUCAACAUAUUAAGAUCCCUUAGAUCCUCAGGAGGUUCUUAGUUGCCUACCGCCUACUGACCCAUCUGGCGCGUGUGGAGAUCCCAAAGCCCAUACAGGAUAUCAUCGAAUAUGUCAAACUUGAGGUGCUUCCCCUCUCUCGUCAUCGUGUCUGCAAGAGUCUUGAGAAUCGAAACUAGUGUAGGAAUCUGCCUUUAUCCUGUAGUUUUCGAUGCCAUUGAUUUUGCACCGUCCAGAUGUUAUUGAAGUGUAUGUGAUACACAACUGUUAUGGGGGAGAGCUCUAGCAUGGAUAAGUUGUUAAAGACAUGAGUUUUCUUUCAGUUGAAAACUACAGCUAAAACAGUCAGGGAUCACCCGAUCGUCAUAGUUAUGCACAAAAAGUUGGUUAUCGGACGGUGAUGAGUUGAAAAGAAAUUGUGAAAAUCUUCCAGAUUCUCUCGGAAGAUUAACCUCACUAAAGUUAAACAGACUCGUCAAAUUUUUAUUUUCCCAUCAGGAACCCAGUCGUUAAAUUUUUGGUCUUCAAUUAUUUUGACGGAGAGAAAAAGCUUUGAUCCAAAGUAAAAUGGGUUAUGUGGUACUCACGGAUUGAAACCACUAAUGUGAGCAUGUCUCAAGGUUAGAGUUUGCAUUUCUUGAAUGACAUGAGAAUCCUAGAAGGAAGAGGGAUCCUUGACCUUAUAAACUUAUAAAAGAGGGUAUAGUUUGUGCAGAAGUUAUGUUUGUCCAUUAUGAUGUAGAACUCUUAUGCCUAUGCAAGGUACUGAAUGAAAGCACCUAAUCAGAGAGACACGAGCCGGAUGUCUGAUUUAAAUCUCUUACUGGUUCCAUCGUUCUCGUUUCAGUAUGUAAUUGAGAAUAUUUCACGUUUGUCAGAUUAUUUUAUAAACGGAAAAAGAAGGAAUGCUACAAGAGAUCUCGGCAUCACGUGAGCUUGAUCUUCAGCUUUAUCCGUCUCCCUGCACUCCGACUCGUUGUGGUUUCUUCAACAAUUUUUAUUUGAUGUCCUUAGUGUUUGGCACGUUUUGAGUACAUCACCUCUAAUAAGUGACUAGAAGCCCCUCAGAGCUCCAACUCUGUUUUUCUUGAGUAGAUGGCCUGUGGAAAUAUCCCUAAGGAAUAUUUUAUCACCAUUUUAUUAAGAGGUGAAUGGCGAUCUCUCAUUCUUUCUACUUCUGUAAUAUUUUUAGGGUUUCUUUCGUUGUGUUUAGACCGCAUUUCAAGGUUAAAGUUGGCAUCUUCAACGUUCUUACGGCCUUACGACUCUGGAAUGACUAAAUGAACGUGAGUAUUCUUCGUCCCAUCCCAUGGGGACAACCAUAGCCUCUACCGCAGCAGUUUAGGAAGACCUCUGACAAAACCUGAUGGCAACUUGCCUUGCUCUUGUUCUUCUACUUCUUUUAGUAAAAAAAAAAUUGGCAUCAAAUCUUCUUCCCCCCUCUUCUCCCUCUUGUAGCUGCAUGUCCACUAUUUCGGUAUACAUUUGAUGCCAAUAAUGGGCUUCGUAUCAUGUCAGGUCCUCUCUCUCUCCCCCAAUCCGCCCACCUUCCCACGGCACGGAAAAGAGAUAAAGAGGGGGAGAGGGAGAGAGAGAGAGAGAGAGAGAGAGAGAGAGAUUUAUGCAUGUCAAGUAUAUUUUCCUUUAAUGGGAUGAAAAUCCAGAAGGAACAUUUCGAGACAGGAUAUUCUAACCGAAGCAAGACCAGGGUCCAACAUCGGGGAUACAAAAGGAACAAAAAAGCUUUGCGAGAAAGUGAGACGGGGAAAAGCGCGUGCGCGCAUGCGGGCCUGAGCUUAGAUGUCUAGAAAAUUCUAGCCGUCUUCCAAUAAAAUGCUGUAAUGUUCUGAUUCUUGAAAGGAAAAUUCUCUAGGUAUAAUUCGCAUCCCUUUGCUUCUUCUUAAUCAGGUCAGCGUCCCGCUCAGCAACUUGUUGAACUUUGUCACUGUAAGAUGCGGACACUGCGCCAGUCUGCUGUCUGUCAAUAUGGGAGUAUUGCUUCAAACUUUCUUUCUUCAUGAUUUUCAAGUUUGUUUUUUAAUUCAUUUACAUCUUUCAUCUAGCGUGCUGACUGAAAACAAACCAAGGAAAUAGAACCGCAGAUAAUCGAACACGAGUGUUCUUGUCCUCCCAACCACCCUGGCGCUGCCACUAGAGGAAAAGAAAGAUCCUUAAGGUUGAUUAAUUUUACAGGUCAUUUAGUAGUUAAUCUUUCUUUAUCCGGCCAUAGUGAACAAGACUGAUCUGUACUGAAAUUUUUUAAAGUAGAAAGGAAAGUGGAUAUUCGAGAACCACAUAAGAUCUAGAGGAUCAAGAUCCCAAUCCCAUCCAAACACAGCAAACCUCAUUAUUGAACUUCCUUGCCAGUUAACUGCGCACAAUAAUAACAUGGAAGAAGAGUUAAUGUUCUUUUUGUUUGAAACUCAUAUUUUGGAAAAAUUUUGAUGAUUUCCUUUUAAGGAGAAUAUGAUGCAAUACAACCAAUAUGAAAUCUAAGAAGAAGAUUACUUAGCUUACUUUCGAGCAACUACGAAGAUAAACGAAUUAAUUCGUCUCAUAAUGUCAUGACAUUAAGAAACGCACUUGAAUGGAAAAGAAAGCAUGGAUCAGUUAGCAUGGAUGGAUAGACGACCAUCAUGCUGUUGCCCUUUAUUUUUAUUUGUAGGCUCUAACUAAUGGAGAAAAGCUGUCUCAACUUUUAGAAUUCAGAGAUUAUUUUAAUAUUUCUUUUAUUCUUACUUCCUCUGAAUUCAGAGUAAAAGUGUUUCGCAAGGUUGUUCAUCUACUGCACCCAAUAAUAUUUUAUUAUCUAUGAAAAAUCCACAGUUGCAGAGCCACAGCGUUAGAUCCUUGGGUUACAGCAAUGUGUGCGGGUCUUCCUCAAGAGGUAGCACCAUACCGACGAUGAACUCCACUGACAACGAUCAACACCAGCUUCUAAUCAGACGUCGUAUGUUGCUCAUGCAAUUUGACAUCUGACGUAACAUUGGCAAAGAUAUAUAUUUCUUAUUUAAGAUGCAUGACAGUCCAACAGUGAAGUCCAUAGUUAUAUCAUUAUCGUGCUUAACGUUCAUCGUUAACUGGACCCCCUAUUUCCCAGUUUAUCGUUACAUAUAAUGAUCGGCAGUAUAACUUCAUCAAGCUCUUGAAUGUGUUGUUUUUUAUCCUUGGAUCUAGUUGCGCGAUAAGAUAUAUCAUUAUUUUUCUCUCAUAAACGAUUGUGGUUUUGUAAACAGCGCCGGAGAAGAGACAACGAGUUCCCUCCACCUAUAAUAGGUUUAUUAAGUAAGUCAUAUACCAGCUGUUUACACACCACGUAAAUAACUAUAGACAAUUUAUUUAUAUUCCCUUUUUAUUUUCCUUUUUUUCAGUUAAACAUUUGAAAAUGUUUCAACGUUUUUUUUUCCACCCAUGACAGGGAGGAGAUACAAAGAAUAAAGGCCAACAACCCAGCUAUAAGCCACAGAGAAGCCUUCAGUUCGGCGGCAAAAAAUGUGAGUGCCGUCAAGAAUGGUCUUCAAUGUUAGCGCUUUGAUUUUCGAAGGUAGUGGUUUUUAGCUUGUCAUACAAGGAGAAUAGCCUGCAACCUACCAAGGGUUCCGACAGUCGAGAGCUAAAAAUAUAUUCAAUCGAAAAAAUCUAGACUCCAAUACAUCUUCCAUCAGAAACCUUUGCAACGGGGGAGCAGCAACGUGAAGACUAUAAGGGUUGCCGCUCCAGUAACAUCGGGUUGACUUCGUCGCAAAAUUUGUGUCCAUUUUUGAAGAGUUUUGUAGGAAGGAGAUAUAGGAUAGAACCAGUAUAUGCUCCUCCGAAAACUAUAGUCAUGCACACUAUAUAUUCUUUGAAGAAUAUGGUUUCUCCGGUAAUAUUUUCAGCGCUAACAUUAUCAUGUUCCUAGACAGUACUUUCCAGGGGUGUACAUAAUCAAUUCAUCCGAAUGAGUCCUGUCCGGGAGGGAGUGAGGCACCUUCUUGGAUUCUUUUUUUUUUUUUAAUCUAAAAGAAGCAAGUUCUUUGCUUUUAGUCGUUGUGGUCCAUUCUGGUGUUUUUUAGUCAGAAGCCUAAAAAGUAUUAGUUCAAUGUCAGUAAUUCAUCUCCCCCUUAUGGAUGGAGUUCUUGUGAACGCCUAUUUGGUCGUUUCCAGACACAAACGUACAUUGGGCGAACCAUGAAAGGAGAUUCACAUAGUUAAACUUCAGUCAUUGUUAAAUUAUAUGGUUGUACAUUUAGUUGUAGGUCGAGUGGUUGACAAGUUUAUCAGACAACGUCCAGCCUUGGUUAAAAAGUACCCAAAGAUGAACAUGUUCUUAAUAAUUAAAAUCAUCUUGGUUAUUCUUUUCCUCGGGUAAAAUUUUCUGACAAGUUUCUCAUAUCCAUGCAUUUGAAUUUCCAAAAUGAACCCCAAAUGGUUCAUGAUUUUUUUUUGUCAUGUAGAGCAUGAAACCUCUUUGAGGUGCAUUUAAAAGUGACUGAUCCACCAGUGUCCCUAUCAAGACUGAUUUAUAAGAGGACGUGCUCAUUACUAAACUAGGGGAUAAACUUCAUAGGAGUGACGCAGGAUUGAACAAAGUUGAUGCGAAUUUUCUAUUUUUUGACGAUAUUCUUUUCAGCAUUCAGUAGUUCAUGAAACUACCGACAUAAGAUAAUUCGUUUUAAUGGAUAAAGAAAUCAUAGAUAUCUGUUAACGGUUAUUUAAUAUCAAUGCAUAUCUUCUCGAGUAUGAGCGAUAUUAGUCCCUAGUUGUUCUCAAAUAAAUCUACGGCUUAUUGAUUUGUAUCUAUAAACAAUCUGUGUUGAUUUCUUUUGAAAUUUGUGUUAUUUUUCCAGUGUAUCUUGCAAUCCAGUAAUUGUUGCAUCGCCUCUGAAACACCCUAAAAGUCUUUUGCUGAUAUGCAGUGGGCUCAUCUCCCUCACCUCCAAUGCGGGGCUAACUUCGACGGCGACAAACAGGGGAAACUUGAGGAGGCCACCACCGCCAAAGGAACCCCAAAAUUUAAAGAACUUUGUUAA